AUGGCGCGAAGGGGCAAACGUCUGAGACAAGAUGGCGCAAAGGCAGGCACGUGUGACAAGAAAGGAAAUGCAAUAUACAUUACGUUUGGUGGGGCACCAAACAAGAGCAAAAUACUGUACGUAAGUAUUGAUCCUAUUUUUGGACCCUUAACUUGUGCUGUAGAACACCUGUUUAACUUGAAGUUUGCUGCAAAGGAACUUAGCAGGAAUUCAAAAAAAUGUGACAAAGAAGAAAAGGCCGAAAAGGCAAAAAUUAAGAAGGCAAUCCAGAAGGGUAACAUGGAAGUUGCACGAAUACAUGCAGAGAAUGCUAUCCGACAGAAGAAUCAAGCGAUCAAUUUCUUGCGCAUGAGCGCCAGGGUAGAUGCUGUAGCAGCAAGAGUUCAGACUGCAGUGACGAUGGGCAAGGUGACAAAGUCAAUGGCAGGGGUAGUUAAAUCUAUGGAUGCCACCCUGAAGAGCAUGAACUUGGAAAAGAUAUCUGCACUAAUGGAUAAAUUUGAGCAUCAGUUUGAAACACUAGAUGUUCAGACGCAACAGAUGGAAGACACAAUGAGCAGCACUACUACACUAACAACGCCACAAAACCAAGUGGAUAUGCUUCUACAAGAAAUGGCAGAUGAAGCAGGUCUUGAUCUGAACAUGGAACUACCUCAAGGACAGACAGGUUCUGUUGGUACAAGUGUUGCCUCAGCAGAACAGGAUGAGCUGUCACAGAGACUGGCCCGCCUACGUGAUCAAGUUUAAGUUAAUCAAAGCUGCAGUUCUUUGUACAUGCUUUCAAAAUACCUUUUAUGUAACUAACCCUACACUACACUAGAAAGGUGUAUACAGUAUGGCUUACAUGUUUAAAUACUUGUAAUAUAUGCUACUUCACUCCUAGCUUGCUCUUCUUUCUAAAUACAUCAGGUAAUUCAAAAAUAUCAGCUCAUAUCUUUUUCUGUACAUUUUGAAGUUGAUAUAUCUUUUGCAAGCUCUUUUCACAAAAUCAAGUAGUAACGUUGCACCUUCUAGCUGAAAGAAAAGCAGAGUAUCAUUGACAUAUUUUAAAUUAUGAAGUGAAUUUUUUAAAUUAUGAAGACUGUUAUGGUUGGAGAACUGAUGUGUUCAGUUCAGAUGAUUCUAUAGCUGACUCCCUUACAUGGCCAAACUCAUGGAACACACAGAGGUGGACAGUGUGGACUUCAUGCAAAUGCGCUUAUUAAAACAAAUGAGUGGACUUCAGUCUGUAGAGUUUUUUGUUUAGUGUUUUCAAGCUACAGUAAUAAUGCUGAAAUUAAUGAUUCAGUUACCAAAAGCUGUUUUCAUAUAACUGGGAACUUGUAUGGUAUCAUCACUUUAGUACAGGAGGAAUAAAAUAUAUUUUUCAACACUU
Messenger RNA from Struthio camelus australis, 1375 nucleotides. The record is from RefSeq and is a predicted model, not a curated record. Lineage: Eukaryota; Metazoa; Chordata; Aves; Struthioniformes; Struthionidae.